Messenger RNA from Glarea lozoyensis ATCC 20868, 1782 nucleotides. RefSeq lists its product as uncharacterized. The coding region runs from base 1 to 1782 and encodes 593 amino acids. NCBI's taxonomy places the organism in Eukaryota, Fungi, Ascomycota, Leotiomycetes, Helotiales, Helotiaceae. The record is from RefSeq and is a predicted model, not a curated record. The transcript has a single exon.
AUGGAAUCCAUUCCACGUCCCACAAGUUGUUCCAAUAUAGACCACCUUAAGGAUGAACCGCAAGGAUACAUGUACACUCCCUUCACACAUUCUGAUGAGAUUCGACUCCUUGUCCUUGCUCCAGACGAUGGGUCAGAAGUCAUCUUGUGUUCUCUGCGACAUGUUCGUCUCUCUGAGAAUCCUCGAUACGAAGGGUUAUCAUAUGUUUGGGGAGAAUCAUCGAAGCCGAAAGCAGUAUUGUGCGAUGGGCGAAUCAUGCGCGUCACGGAGAGUCUAUAUUCGGCGCUUAGAUGUCUACGAUAUAAAGACAGGGAUCGAGUGCUUUGGGCAGAUGCAAUAUGUAUAAACCAGAAGCGGGAUAUGGAGAAGAACCAUCAAGUGGCACUUAUGGCAAAGGUUUACUCGCAGACUGUCUUCACUAAUAUAUGGCUUGGUGAAGACAAGAACGGUGGUGGAAGAAAAGCCUUUAAGUACAUUAGGGAGCUCAUAGAUGCUCUGAAGGAUCACUCUUAUGACGUGGAGAAGAUGCGACAACGCUUGAUAUCCAUGGGCUAUACCACAGAAACAGACUUUGACACCUGGAUAUCAACCUUCUUGUCGAAUCAGAUUGUGAUGCCAAUCCUUCGAAACCAAUGGUUCAACAGACUUUGGUGUCUUCAAGAGGCGGUACUUAGCCCAAGGCGUGUUCUGAACUUUGGAGCCGCCUUCAUAGACUGUAACACGGUGCUAGACUUUAUCUUGGAAUACGGAUAUCCCCUAAUCAUGUCCACAUCACCUGAAGGUUCUAAUAUACCUCCGACUCAAAAGCUCUUCAACAUGGCCAGAUACACAUUGGAAACCAAACGAGACAUCCUAGCACUAUCGAGAGAAACUUCACCGUUAACAGGAUAUGGAUGUAGUGAUCCACGGGAUCAGAUAUACGCGCUUUUAGGCAUGGCGGACUGUCCUGGGUUUGAAGCAGACUACACUUUGAAUACCGACGAAGCGUCCACUCGUUUUGCGUCUUGGACUACUGCGUCCGAUCAAUCAUUUGGGUUAAAAGUACUUCAAUUAGCACGCGGUAGCUCAAAAUGUGGAUGUAAGGUACCAACAUGGUCGCCGUGUCAUGAUAUGGACCGACCACCAGUGUCUCUUACAGCAUGUCCAAGUUUUAAUGCUAGUGGAUAUAUAAGUGGCUCAUUCAGGAAUGCGAUCAUUCAAAAAGAGCUGGUAUUGGAACUCAAAGGCUUCAUUUUCGACAGUGUCGGGGAACCUGCACUUGACUCCAUGUUUCUGGAUGGACAUGAUGAAGACUGGUCGGCUAGAAUUGAUAAGCUUAUGGAUUUUGUAGGGCUACCGGUCAAGUCUCUCGAGAACAAAAAGUAUAGAAGAUUUUGUGCGGCAUUGACGUUUGGGCUACACAAUGUAGUGCCUGGCAGUUGUGAUCCGAACGGCUUGAAUUUCUCGGAUGGUGGCCACUACGGACUGGACGGGCGCCAAUUGAGACUCACUCACCAAAUGAUUUUAGAUGGUAGCCAUGAAAGUUUGGAUGCUGAUAUAUCUAUACUAUGGGGAUUCCGCUGCUUAUCUAUCACGGCUUCUGGCAAAUUCUCAUGGGUACCGUGGAGAUCCGAGAAAGAGGAUAAGAUGGUUUUUAUAUGUGGAUCGCGAAUCCCGCAUGUGGUACGUCAGCAGCAUUGCGGUGCAUAUAAAUAUGUCGGCGAAUGUUGGAUGGAGGGUUAUAUGCAUGGAGAGAUCCUCGAAACUCCUAAUUUUGAGUGGCAAGAUUUACGACUUCUCUAG